Messenger RNA from Babjeviella inositovora NRRL Y-12698, 1854 nucleotides. RefSeq lists its product as uncharacterized. Bases 110 to 1717 code for a protein of 535 amino acids. The transcript has a single exon. NCBI's taxonomy places the organism in Eukaryota, Fungi, Ascomycota, Pichiomycetes, Serinales. The record is from RefSeq and is a predicted model, not a curated record.
CACAGCCAUUGCUGUAGGAAUUGUCGGGUUUGUAUAAAACAAAGAAGGUUGCCCAUAUUUACCCACAAAUACCGUUCGUACCAAACAUCUACAACUCUAAUCUACAGAUAUGGGGGUUGACAUUCAAAUUUCGCUUAAUAAAUCCCACUACACCAGUGAACCCAUCAAUGGGAAAGUGCUCAUCCACAACAGCUCCGAGUUAACCUUAGAUUAUGUCGAGGUGAAGCUCGAAGGGGUAGCACGCUCCAGCAUCAGAGUUCGCGGGAAGCGGAGACGCCGCCAGAGAAGAGCCUUGCAGUUGGAUAGAAUCCCUAACGAGGAACACAAAGUGUUGUACCAAACGGUCAUCGUUUUCCCCCCACCUGAGAUCCGCAAGGUUGCCUCCCCAAACACGCAGUUCACGUUGCCGCCUGGAAAACACAAUUUUGAGUUUCUGUUUCAAAUCCCGGUUGACAACUCCUCCGAGCAGCAGCAUACCAAGUAUCCAUCCUCGGACGGACAUUUAAAGUGCCCGUUGCCUCCGACCAUGGAUACCGUCAAAUUAGACCGCAGUAGACAUCAGCGGGGUGAAGCUGAGGUCAAAUACUACGCCAAAGUCGUUGCUAAGCGGAAAGAUCUUAUGAAGCUCAGCUCGCGCAAAAAGUUUGGCUUCACCUUUUUCCCGGUAGACGUGGCGAGAGACCCUCAUCUCACACAGCUGGUGGUUUCCCAAAAUCACAUUUUCCACGAAAAAUUCCCUGUUUACGUCCCCACCCAUGGCUCUGACCAAGAUAUCAAACAGGAAGAGACGUACGAGUUAUUGGGGGCCCCGAAAACAUCCAUCUCUGACUCAUUCUCUUCAAAGAAACGCAGUUCUCGUAAAGAGACCGCACAGCAGUAUGCUGCACAUGCCCGGGACAUUCCGAUCCAGUUACAGGUUCGUUUCCGCGAGUUACCUGGAGUCCGUGCUGGCACUGCCAACAACUUCAGCCUUUACCUUAUUACCAAAUUACCUCCCCAAGCGUUCCAGCUUGGAAAUGGAAAUUCUUCGGGGUUGGGCCAGUUUUAUUUGAACAAAAUAGACAUUGUGUUGGCGGGGUUGACAGCGAUAAAGACAGGCGCGUUGCGGCAUGAGGGGUGUACCAAUUGGUCGCUUGGGGCUUACGAGGGGCUUCACCGUAUUGAUUUGGCCAAUGCCCAGCCAUCAUUGUUGGACCCAUCCAUGUUUGAGAUUGAGAUUCCUAAAGCGUUGUUUGGCACGCCGAAAAGGGCGUUUGCCGGGUUGGUUCCGAGCUUCCAAGUUUGCAACAUCGAGCGGUCCUACACAAUUAACGUUGUUGCCAACUUUAAGUACACUGCUGACGAGAAAGGGAAGUUAUUGGGACUUUUGAGUCGGAAUAAGGUGGAACUAAACGCAGGGGUGCAGGUUUGGAGCGGUAUCAACGCGGGAGAGGAAGCUUCCGAUCAAGGAUUAGACCUCUUGAGUCCGGAGUACGUACAGGUUGGUAUCCCGUCAGGUUUCCCUGACGAAAAAAACAUGGAGGUUGACAGCGAUGACUCUCCAGAUCACGACUGGGAUGACGAGGCAAAUUAUAGCACCCAGUACCCCAGAAACGUUCCUGGUGAUGAGGAUAGCUCGUUAUCAGACAUGGAUCCGGUGUAUGGAACCGCAGAAUCGGCUGUACGCGGGCAACUGCCACCACCGAAUUAUGCCUUUUCAGGAGGCAGAACUGUCUAAAACCAGGUGCUUCACGAUUUAAUAGAAUUUAAGUUUUUUUUUUCUCUUUCUUUUUUCACGUUUUUCUUUCUCACCUAAUGUAUAAUGUUAUUUCCAUUAUUUACUGUUUCCACCAUUUAAUCAAUAACUGUUAGGCU